AUGGCAGGCGCUACACUAUCAAGCCAUGAACGCGUUGCUUCGUUUCUCGGUGGGGCCACAGCUGGCAUUUGUGUCGACUGUGCUGUGUACCCAAUCGAUACAAUAAAAACUCGCCUCCAGAGUGCUGCGCAUGAGGUGAAACCGAAACUUGGCGGCAAAUUCGGUCUUUUUGCUGGUCUUCCUGCUGUCCUUUUCGGUUCCGCGCCUGGUGCCGCACUGUUUUUUAUCACCUACGAGACCGUGAAGCGUUCAACUUUGUCGUUCGGGGCCCCAUUAUGGAUGUCAUCAAUGGCGUCUGCAUGUGCUGGAGAAGUGGUCGCGUGCAUCAUCAGAGUUCCCGUUGAGACAAUCAAGCAGAGGACACAGAGCCAACCAAACCUCAACGUCAGAAUUGUUUUCUCGCGGAGUUUGCAGGCUGAAGGCUGGGCCGGUCUCUAUCGGGGAUACUUGAGCCAGGUGUGUCGCGGUCUUCCGUUCUGUCUCCUCCAAUAUCCCAUCUGGGAAAUGCUGAAGCGAGUCAUGGAGAGGCACAAUCGUUUGUCAGACGGCGGCGGCGGCGGUGCCUCUUCGCUGACAAAGAAACAGUUUGCGCUGUGCGGAGCGAUUGCCGGUGCGAUUGGCGGCUCCUCGACAACACCCAUGGACGUCGCCAAAACUCGGAUCAUGCUGGCCGAGAAAGGAACGCCUCUGGCCUCGGGAAACGUCGUGGUCGCCUUGAAAACCAUCUAUCGGGAAGGCGGUGUCCGCGGCCUGUUUGCCGGUCUUGUGCCUCGAGUUUGCAUAAUGUCUUUCGGUGGAGCCAUUUUUCUCGGUCUCUACGACAUCACCAAGGCGAUGUGGCUUGCCUCGCUGGACCCAAUGAGUCCUUAUGUACAGAACCCACCCCUCCUUGGUCUUUCGGUGGAUCUCGUGUCUCGCGAACGAGGCGUCCAAUUUUGCGCGGGAGCCCUCGCAGGUCUCUGCGUGGACGUGGCGCUCUACCCCGUGGACACCAUGAAGACACGUCUGCAGUCGGCGUCUCGCACCAUCUUCACGCCCUGUGGACGUCUCCGUCUCUUCGCCGGACUCCCCACCGUCCUGCUCGGCUCCGCGCCGGCAUCCGCUGUCUUCUUUUACGCCUACGAGCUGUCGAAAGACGUCUCCAUGGCUGCGGGCCUGCCGAUGUGGACGUCGUCUGUGAUUGGCACGACUGUCGGUGACAUUCUUUCGAUGGUCAUUUGGGUUCCUUGCGAGAACGUGAAGCAGUCCGCGCAGAGCCGACCCUUCGACCCCAUCCGAUCCAUCGUCAAGAGCUACAUCAGGCACGAAGGGUGGAUGGGUCUGUAUCGGGGCUACGUGAGCACGGUUAUCCGCGACCUCCCUUGCGCGGUCAUCCAGUUUCCUGUUUGGGAGCUUCUGAAGCAGUUCUUGGAGCGGCGAAACCGUCUGCGAAUGCAGGAGGCCGGUGUCAUCACCGACUUGCCCGAUGGUGCCAGCACCCUCACAACUGUCCAGUUCGGAGCUUGUGGAUUUCUGUCAGGCGCGGUGGCGGGCAGCGUUACUACGCCGUUGGAUGUGGCCAAGACACGCAUCAUGCUCGCCGAGCGAUCUAGUCCCCUCUCGUCUGGUCGAAUCUCCACCGCCUUGAAGGUGAUCUACAAGGAAGCCGGCUUCACGGGGUGGUUCGCCGGGCUCCUGCCACGGACAGGCAUCAUGUCGGUGGGCGGAGCCAUAUUCCUCGGACUCUACGACAUCUGCAAGGCCUUCUGGUCGGAGGCGCUGGACGCCCAACCGAAGUCAUCGCUUCGUCCGUGA
Mesocestoides corti is the source of this 1794-nucleotide messenger RNA. The record is from the annotation of a GenBank genome assembly. NCBI's taxonomy places the organism in Eukaryota, Metazoa, Platyhelminthes, Cestoda, Cyclophyllidea, Mesocestoididae.